This is a messenger RNA of Saccharomycopsis crataegensis, 1125 nucleotides long. RefSeq lists its product as uncharacterized. The transcript has a single exon. The record is from RefSeq and is a predicted model, not a curated record. Bases 1 to 1125 code for a protein of 374 amino acids. NCBI's taxonomy places the organism in Eukaryota, Fungi, Ascomycota, Saccharomycetes, Ascoideales, Saccharomycopsidaceae.
AUGGCUCACCAGUUACAGACUCAUCAAGAGAAAUACCACCAAAGCCAGCGCUUUACUGGUGAUGCAAUCUCGACAAACAUCGUCGAUGAUUCAUCCGGUCCGAUUAGCAGUAUUAACUCGGAAUGGGUGUUAUUCGACCCUUCUGAUGAUGAUAAUGACAUAUUGUCUUCUUCUUUUAGUCAGGCCUCGCAUGCAGCGUCUCAGGUAAAGUCCUCAGUUCUAACCCACACACAAGCCCCUGUGGAAGAUGAAGCAUCCGAAGAUGAUCGGUCUUUGGUGAGUAUCCUUGUUGGAUUGAGACCUAACAGUUCGCAUAUUCAGCUACGUCUUCCAAAUCACGAUGGCGUCGGGCUUUUUGAUGAGUCUGUUGUGCCAUCUCGAAAUUCUUUUGUGUCUCUCAAAGAUCGGAUUAAUGAAUGGCAACGCGAGCAAGCUAGAAGCGUUCUUGAAGAGAAGCGGCGGCAUUCUCUAGUGAAUCUUGCGUCACAUCAUAAUGAAAUUGCUGAAUCUUGGGGUAUUGAUGAUAGAGCUCAUCUUUAUUCUUCUGCUUUCAAGUCAUCACCAUUGGCACCUUCCCCAUCAACUGGCACCUUUGAAACACUUGAUCAACAUUUAAUUUCCAAAGACAGAGCUUUUAAUCUCAAAAAUUCCGUUGAUUCUAAAGUCCCUUCUCUUGUUAAUAAAGGCAGAACAAACAGAUUUUAUGGCGAUUACCUUCUCAAAGGCUUAACUGACAAACAACUCUCUAAAGUGAAGAAAUGUGCCCACGAUUUGUCUUCUUGCAUCGGGGAAAGUAUCAAUGAGGAAUCUCCGUUUACCGAUUCAAUUAUCGAAAACUCUGCGUCUACAUCAUAUAAUACUGCCUACAAUUCAUCAGGUCAUGUCAGUAAUGCAGUAAUACGUAAAAUAUUGGAAACCAUCAACUCAAAAUUUUAUGGCACAAUGACUAGGUCUGAAUCAGGAUCCUCAGUUGGUAUUUCUGAUAAUAAUAAUGUAACUGGGAAUUCUCGAGUCGGUGACAACUUUUGGCAUGAAGAUGCUCAAAGUAUCUAUUCAUCAAGGCUCAGUGUGUCAAGUCACUGUUCUUCGCUCUGGAGAGUUGAAAGCUGGGGCCAAGUCAUUUAG